CCCCCGUCGCAAGUCGCCGCAGCCCGUGCGGCUCCCAGGCAGCUCAUUUUCUGCUUCUCUAUGCAGAGAGAUGGGCAGCACGCAAACAUGGCCACCUGGCAAACGAGUGCCGUGUUAUUUCUGUUGGCGUUUGUGCUCCAAAGCUGUGUCGCUUUGAAAUGCAACUGUACCGAAUGCGAGAAGAAAAAUUUCCAGUGUGAAACGGAUGGUGCAUGCAUGGCUUCCAUCUCUAACAUCAAUGGCUUGGAGCACCACAUCCGUGCCUGCAUUCCUCGUGCCAGCCUUGUUCCUGCAGGCCAGCCCUUCUACUGCCUUAGCUCCAAGGACUUGCUCAACACACACUGCUGCUACACCGAUUUCUGUAAUAGCCUUGACCUCCGGGUGCCCAGUGGAAUCCCCGGAAUUGACUACUCGCCAUCAGGCUGGGGCUUAGUGGAGCUGGUGGCCGUGAUAGCUGGCCCGGUUUUCCUCUUGUUCGUGGUCCUCAUCGUGGCGGUGUUUCUCUUCCAACACCAUCAGCGCGUCUACCAUAACAGGCAGCGUUUAGACGUGGAGGAUCCUUCCUGUGACCACCUGUAUCUUGCCAAGGACAAGACACUGCAGGACCUCAUCUUUGACCUCUCUACUUCAGGGUCUGGUUCUGGGCUCCCACUGUUUGUCCAGCGCACUGUGGCCAGAACCAUCGUCCUACAGGAGAUCAUCGGUAAGGGCCGCUUUGGCGAGGUGUGGCGAGGAAAAUGGCGUGGAGGGGACGUGGCUGUGAAGAUAUUCUCAUCCCGAGAGGAACGCUCCUGGUUCCGUGAAGCCGAAAUUUACCAGACCAUCAUGCUGCGACACGAGAACAUCCUGGGAUUCAUUGCAGCAGACAACAAAGAUAAUGGCACGUGGACACAGCUGUGGCUGGUGUCCGACUACCAUGAGCACGGCUCUCUCUUUGACUACUUGAACCGCUACACGGUGACCAUUGAGGGCAUGAUCAAGUUGGCUCUUUCAGCAGCAAGUGGCUUGGCACACUUGCACAUGGAGAUUGUUGGCACUCAAGGUAAGCCUGGAAUUGCCCACCGAGAUCUGAAGUCCAAGAAUAUCCUGGUAAAGAAGAAUGGCACGUGUGCCAUUGCUGACCUGGGCCUGGCUGUACGACACGACUCUGUAACGGACACCAUCGACAUCGCUCCCAAUCAGCGUGUGGGGACUAAACGGUACAUGGCUCCAGAAGUUCUGGAUGAGACUAUUAAUAUGAAGCAUUUUGAUGCCUUCAAGUGUGCAGACAUCUAUGCACUUGGCCUUGUCUACUGGGAGAUUGCCCGAAGGAGUAAUGCUGGAGGGAUCCACGAGGAAUAUCAGCUGCCCUACUAUGACCUUGUGCCCUCGGACCCCUCAAUUGACGAGAUGCGGAAGGUGGUUUGCGACCAGAAGCUCCGACCCAACAUCCCUAACUGGUGGCAGAGUUACGAGGCUCUACGUGUGAUGGGGAAAAUAAUGCGCGAAUGCUGGUACGCAAACGGAGCGGCGAGGCUUACCGCUCUCCGGAUCAAGAAGACUCUGUCUCAACUGAGCGUUCAGGAGGAUGUGAAAAUGUAGCUGUUGGGAGAGAUGGAGCCAAAGGACACUUUGUGCAGGAGAUGAGGGGUGGGUGGUAGCAGGGGGUACGAGUGAGCAAACGACAAAAGACGCACACAAGGAUAUACGGCCUGCCAGAAAAGCCACAAGUCACAAGGCCUACCUCACCUUUAUGCACCAAAACUACUGAGUUUCCCAACCCCUGCCCACCUGCAUGUGCCAGCGUUCUUUUCUUCCCGCUUUGAGUGGCACUCCAUGAGAAACCCCUUUUUUUUUUUUUUUGCCCUCCCGCAUGCUGAGUAGGAAGCUGCUAAAAUGCAGUGGUCCUUGAGGUUAAUGUGCACUUCGAUUUGUUUUUUUUUCCCAAAAUCUCCUGUUUUGUGCCUGAGGGUCUCCUCUUUUACGUUUUUUUUCCCCCCAAUCACCGAGACAUGAAAAGGGUACUGUGGGUAAUGGGGUGGGUUGACGGGGUUUGUAAUGAGCCUUCAGGGUGUGCCCCGGUGCCAACUGCUCUUGGAACCUGGGACUACUGUGUAAGCUUCGAUAUUAGUCCAGACAACCUCUGGAGGCAGACGUGAUUCGCUGGGCGUCCGGCUCACUUGGCACCUGCAGCGGGGUGGACCUUUGGCUGCGGACUUUGGCGGCUGUCACACGCACUCUACAAUUUUGAAUUCUGUUCAAAUCGGACUGAUAAGCCAUAUGCUGUGUGUGGGGCCGCAUGCUCGUCGUGUGUCACUUAGAUUUUUUUUUAAUUAUUAUUAUCAUUAUUAUUAUUGUUUUUUUUUUUAAAUGAUGGAUGAAUACCUCGGAAAAGCAUUUCUAACAUAUUUACCAAAAAUGCACAUGCACAUACACUGGACUUUGUUAGGAUUUUGAUUGUUGCUUUUCUACUUUGAAGUGAUUCUGCCAUGCAAGGGGGCGUGGGGGGGGGGGGGGGUCAGGCUGUAAUUGGGGGUAGGGAGUAUAUUCAGAAUCCUAAAGGAUGUGUGCCCCCCACCCCCCCAUUGCUUGUGGAGGUUGCUGCUGUACGUGAAAGGACUGAUUCAGGGUGGGCUUCUCCCCCUCCAUGACCCCCCCCCCCUCAAAAAAAAUCUGCACUCUUGUUUAAUCUUCAUGCCCAGUUUCACCCUGUUUGGCAGCCCACGGACUGUGCGGCCUUCCCGAGCCUCUAUAACGGUGAAAGCGUCUCGCUUCGUAGUAUCCACUAGAUGGUGCUGCAGAGCCGAGUCCAUGUAAAAGACGGGCGCUCGGAACACGAAGGCCCUCCGGUCUCCGCUACUUGGCAGAGCUUCAGCCACUGUUUUCAGCUCAUCUUCUGUACUGGCCAUUUCUCAUCGACCGUGUGACUUGGCAUCGUGUGGCGGGAGGCCGUUUUAUGAAUUUGGCUGUGACGACAGCUGCCAUUCUGCCAGUUUAUUAUUUUUUAAAAUGUUUUCUGACCUCCUCUGUAUGCAAUGUAAAUAUGUAAGAUAAGUGUGUGUUGUGCCGACGAGGGCGGAGCUAAGUGGGUCAGGCAGUCGGGCAUGUGAAGCCUGCAUGCAUGACGUUUAUGGGGGCCAGCAGUCCUCGCUGUCUGGCAUUGGGGGGGGGGGGGGGGGGUCACUGGCUUGUCAUUUCAGAUGGGACAUUUCGAGGAUGCUUUUUAUUAUUGGGUGAAAUGAUCUACAAGCUUGGGGACGUGGUGCCCGAGUAGGACCAGGAGUGCAUCUCUGUUGGGGGAUGGGAUUUGGGACCCCCACACCCGGCAUUUCCUGUCCUGGAUGAAAGACACUAAACCUUGCGGCACGUAUUUAUAUUUUUAAUUUAUUUUCUACAGUUGUGUUCUUGUGUUGUAUUAUUGUUUGUGCUUGGCUCUGGAGAAACCCCCCUAACAGCACCACCCCACCCCUCCCCCCGGGUGGCUGAGGUGUACAGUCCAGAUACUUCAGGUGUUGGCUGACCCCCCAAACCCCAAAACUCUCCUCAGUGAUGAGAUGCACUCUGCCGGCUCUGAUGACUACUUACAUCUCUAUUGUGAUUUUGGGAAUUUCUUUUUCCCCUGGAGCACCAGUUUGUAAAUAAGCUGCUAUUACGAGGUGGGCCGUGACCAGUGCCCUCCGAAGUCCCAUCUGCAAGGCCAGGCCAGCCACACACUACGCUGCUUCUCAACUCGUUCCCAUCCUCGGGACUACUCAGGAGAAACUCUGCUGGUCCUGGGCCUGCGGGAGGCGCUUCUUUUAGGGGCUUUGAUGUUCGUCUCUCACCUGCCUUUUUUUUUGGGGGGGGGGGGGGUAUGGGUUCCUUUUGUUUAUUUAUUCUAAUGUGUUUUGGGUUUUCUGUGCACCUUUUUUUUUUUUUUUUUUUUUUUAAAUAUGAAACACUUUUAAAAAGAUGUCAAACGUAAAAAACACUUUUCAGGAUUAGUUUGCAAAACUUCUGUAUAGUAAGUAAGAAGAGGAGGAAAUAAAUCCAAUCCAUUUUCCAGUA
Messenger RNA from Erpetoichthys calabaricus (reedfish), 4026 nucleotides. RefSeq names its product activin receptor type-1B-like. Gene Ontology annotation, cellular component: activin receptor complex; plasma membrane. The transcript is spliced from 9 exons. The coding region runs from base 61 to 1581 and encodes 506 amino acids. Gene Ontology annotation, biological process: nervous system development; activin receptor signaling pathway; protein phosphorylation. Gene Ontology annotation, molecular function: activin receptor activity, type I; ATP binding; activin binding. NCBI's taxonomy places the organism in Eukaryota, Metazoa, Chordata, Cladistia, Polypteriformes, Polypteridae. The record is from RefSeq and is a predicted model, not a curated record.